AUGUGGCCCGGAAUCCUCUGCGUCGCCGACGAGGCGACGAAACAGCCAGAAGUCAUCUGCGAGGUUGAUGCUGUGCCCUCGAUCUCCACGAUGCCGACGUCGACCGCUGCCGGCCCUGAAGCCCGAAAGAGAUCGAUCGCUACGUCCCCCAUCGCCGCCUUCCUCACAAACGAUUCGCCCGUCGUCAAGAAGUCGCGCGUCUUCCAGAAUCCAGCCGACACCCUCAUCUCGUUCGAACAGUUCACCCGUAUGCCGAUCGAUGUGUGGCUGUUGGUGAUGAACCUGCUGAACCCGCUCGACCUGCUGAACCUCGCCUAUUCUGACGUCUUCUUCAAGGCGCUGAUCACCAAGUCGCCAAAGCGCUGGGGCACGAUCGCGGAGCUGGCGAAGGGCAUCCAUUACUACCUGCCAACAGAGGAUGCAACUUACUACAGACUGACGCGCCGCGGGGACACUUGGGAGAGCAAGCAGAACUACUUGUUGACGUAUGGUGAUGUAUACGGCGUCAAGCGCGGCCGGUACUUUCACUAUCCGCCGUUGGAUGAUAAACGCUGCCAUUACGUGCCCCCUGAUGAGGAUCGUGAGCCGUCGGCCGUCCAGGAUCUCUACAUUCUCCUGAAUAACGCCACCUUCGACCAGUUCGGAUUCGGCGCCGGCUGGCCGAUGCCCGACCCGAAGAAGUACAAGAACAUCCCGUACGUGCGUGCCCACACCGCCAUGCUGCCGAUCGAGGGCCCGAAACAAGUCCUGUGUCGCCAGAUCGCCGAGACGAAGCCGUACUGCGUGGCCGUCCACUGCAAUUCGGCUGGCCAGGCUGGCGAGCUAAGGGCUGUGAUCAACGACGUUUUGAUUUUGAUGCCGGACUUGAAAAAGCUUUGGCUCCACUUCGGCCGUGAGAUCUUGGAGACCGAGUGCCUCGUCGAUGUGAAGACGCCCACCAUCGUUGUCUACAUGGCCGUGAUGAAGGAAGUGCCUGGCGGUGCUGACGAUCACCACAAAAAGUACGAGCCAAUCUCCGGCCUGCUCGAGCAGUUCAACCACACGCUAUUCCCCACAUUGCAAACCAUCAUUACGCAAUGGGAAAAUCGGGAACGUGAGAUCGACUACAUCGAGCUGAAAGUGCAGAAAACUUUUGGCAGCAACGGCUACGACCGAGGGGUCGCCUGGCACGAGCUGGAUGAGGAAUUCGAGAAGCUGCCAAGCAGGUUGUGCGAGGGACGAGUCGACGUGCACGAAAUCUCGAUGGGCGAUUGGUACUGCAUGAUCCGUCGUGGGCCGUGGAGCAACGAGGGCCUUAUCGUCACUAUUCGAGGGGGCAGCAUCAUACUCUGCGCCUGCAGCUACACGUCUCGCAGACAUCUUUCAUACCACGACUGCUGGGCUUACAACGACGCUGUGGACGCGGCUCGGGGGCAGCUCGAGAAGAUUUGCAAACGGGAACGGACCAUGGAUGGGCAGUGGAUUGGGCAGGAUCGUGCCGUGACGAAGCACCGCUGCGAGGUGGUCGUCAACGAAUGGAUCAACUCCGAGAUGUACAAGACGUUGCCACCCCGCGAGGUGCUCAUUGAACGCAAGAUUUACAACUACUGGUCGUAUCCGUCGUAUUCAUGGCCAUUUAUGCAUGACGAGCUCGGAACCAAAGACGACCCGAUCCUGAACGCCUACAACGACCUCUUCAACAAGGAA
This is a messenger RNA of Mesorhabditis spiculigera, 1686 nucleotides long. The record is from the annotation of a GenBank genome assembly. NCBI's taxonomy places the organism in Eukaryota, Metazoa, Nematoda, Chromadorea, Rhabditida, Rhabditidae.